AAACGGCUAAAGGAGGUGGCACACGAAAGCUUUCAAAAUGGCGGAAUCAGUACCAUUUUGCUGGGAAAUUGGACGAUUCACAUGUUAACCGACCCUGAGGAUUGCCAGUACAUCGCGAGCACUCUGAUGGAGAAGGACGUAGUGUACGAAGUCGCCAAACCGUGGCUCGGACAGGGGCUCGUCACUGCUUCUUCACACGUCUGGCGAAGACAUCGGAAACUGGUGAAUCCAGCCUUCAGUCAACCAGUACUGGACGGCUACCUGAGCGUGUUCAACGAACAAUCCAGAAGGCUGGUGCAGGCUCUCGCUGCCAAAUCCGACACUGGCUGCUUUGACCACGCGCACUACAUGGACGCGACGGCUUUGGACGUUAUCUGCUUAACAGCAAUGGGCUUUGACGACAAAGAUGAUGUAUUGCAGAAUUCUACUUACAACACAGCUGUAAACAAGAUACAUAACACGUUUGUACUGAGAAUUCAGAGUACAUGGAUGCAAAAUGAGUUCCUUUACUACUGGACUGCGUUGAAGAAGAGACAAGAUCGAUUGAUUGAAGUGCUACAUAGCACGUCUAACACGAUGAUACAAAGGAGAAAAUCUGUUUUAAUGAGCAACGAAAAUCUAGAAAAACCACCGCAGAAAAUAGAAAAAAGAUUUAGGUCCUUCUUAGACAUCCUCAUAGAGUCAUCAGCGGAUGGUUCACUAUCUGACACGGAGAUUAGAGAAGAAGUGGACACUAUGGUGUCAGCUGGCUUUGAAACCUCUGCCACUCUAUUGACCUUCGCAUUGGUGGUGAUUGGGUCUUAUCCUGAGGUACAGGAGAAAAUGUAUCAAGAACUAGAAGAAGUAUUCGAAGGAUCAGAUAGAGACGUGCAUAAAUACGACCUCCCCAAGCUGGUAUACAUGGAUGCAGUCUUGAAGGAAACCAUGCGACUCUACCCAGUUAUUCCUAUAAUCGCUCGAUAUGUCGAUAGAGACAUACAAAUUAAAAACUACACCCUUAAGGCCGGCACUUCCUGCUUCUUACACAUAUACGGGGUCCACCGUCAUCCAGUGUGGGGCCCUGAUGCGCAUGAGUUUCGACCGGAGAGAUGGCUCUGUACUGACGAUUUGUCUAAGAGUGCCAACACUUUUGCCAGCUUUGGACUUGGAAAGCGAGCUUGUAUUGGUCAAAAAUUCGCCCUAACAUCAGCGAAGACGACACUCUCCUAUAUUCUUCGAAAUUACAAAAUAACCGGAGACCAUACGAAUAUGACGCUUAGAAUGGAUAUUAUUCUAAAACCCGUAUCCGGACAUCACAUCUCUAUUGAGAGGCGAGAAAGAAAACGAUACUGAUAUUUUUUUACCUGGAUAAAAUUGCUUUUUAGCAUCAAGGACGCCAUUUUAGCGA
Messenger RNA from Pectinophora gossypiella (pink bollworm), 1387 nucleotides. Its product is annotated as cytochrome P450 4C1-like. Gene Ontology annotation, molecular function: iron ion binding; heme binding; oxidoreductase activity, acting on paired donors, with incorporation or reduction of molecular oxygen. The record is from RefSeq and is a predicted model, not a curated record. NCBI's taxonomy places the organism in Eukaryota, Metazoa, Arthropoda, Insecta, Lepidoptera, Gelechiidae. The transcript is spliced from 9 exons. Bases 82 to 1332 code for a protein of 416 amino acids.